Messenger RNA from Penicillium brevicompactum, 4431 nucleotides. RefSeq names its product putative anucleate primary sterigmata (ApsB). The record is from RefSeq and is a predicted model, not a curated record. Lineage: Eukaryota; Fungi; Ascomycota; Eurotiomycetes; Eurotiales; Aspergillaceae. Bases 1 to 4431 code for a protein of 1476 amino acids. Gene Ontology annotation, cellular component: microtubule organizing center. The transcript is spliced from 3 exons.
AUGGACGUUCAUUCGUCGAUCCCAGCGGGUAGCGUGGAGACCCAAACAUCCCAGCCAACUCCCUCGACAUUCUUCGACCAGUUGGAUGUCGAUUCCAGCUCCUCACACGCCCAAUCCUCCGAACCCGAUGAGGACCCUGACUUUACCAUGAACUCCGCGCAACUAGACCUGGACGACCACAGCUUUAUUCCCUCAAUCACCGACGAAAGCCUGUUCCAACCCAGCGAAAAUGGCGAUGAACGCGUCAAUAAUCAAACUUUAAUCGAAGAGCACGAAAUGCGCCGGAAGUUGAUGGACAUCGAGUCGAGUUUCCUGCCCGAACCCUCCACAAUUGACGUCGCCGCGAAGGGCCCGCUAGUCGGCGCAGACGACACAUAUCUCGUUGGGAUCCCCAAAGAUGAUGGUGCCAAUACAACACAAGACUCCUCACAGCUGUCCUUUGCAGAGCCGGAAAUCGACCACACCGACCGCACCGACCAGAGCGAAGACCCCAGAUCUCACAUCGACCCAGAGAUAGCAGGCCCCGCUGAAGAUAAUGACCCUAUAGACCCGAACGACUCCAUGCUAGACUCCCUCUCCUCCUCCCCCACAGCGGCGGCAGUACUGCGCCGGAACCAGUCAACGCUGUCUGAGAAUGCGCGCGACAACAGUCAGCUCUCCGAUGAGCGCCCGUUCAGAUCUGACUACUCCAUGGCUGGCAACGAAUCACAACUCACACCUUCCAAACUGCAAACCAACUCCCGCAGCUUGUCACCGGGCGCAUCGAGGUUGUUCAGUGACCAGAGCGGCAGUGCGACGAGCAGCCGAAGGCCCAGCCGCCCCAAGUAUCUGACUAGCCGCCAGUCCUCGCAUCGCCUCUCUCACUCCUCUGUGACCAGCAACAAUACGGAAAAUACAAACAGCGAUGCUACAUUGGGCGCUGACUACGCGCUUCAAACCGGCGGCGCGACAUCCGACAACUAUGGCAGUCUCCACUCUGGCAGCCGCGCUCAUAUGGCAAGGACAACUAGUCUGGGAAGCAUGGCAUCGGGAGUUUCUGGUUACAGUGAGGAGAACUCGGUGGACAAAAGAAAUGCGCCCGGGGCGGAGAGCAAUCUGCAUACGCUCGAGGAGGAAAGCUCUCCAAAGUCUCGCGCAGCCCCAGCCCCGGAGGAUGACCUGUCGGCACCAGCGACACCCAAGGCGAAGCCACAAGAUAGUGCUGUCCCUACGGACACGGUGAUCGCCGAGCGUGUGAAGGGCAUCCAGGUGCCUACCACAUUUGCGCAACGAUUCCGAGAAGACAACCAACAACCUGCCGAAAAGCGUGCGGGUGCUUCAGCGUCGUUCGCCAAGAGCGGCCGGAACUUGACCCUCAAGGAGCAGAGCAGCACGAUCGAUCGCCUCGCAAAGGAGAACUUCGACUUGAAAAUGCGAAUUCAUUUCCUCAACGAGGCAUUAAACAAGCGGUCCGAGGAAGGCAUCAAGGAGAUGAUCUCGGAGAAUGUCGAGCUCAAAUCGGACAAGGUAAAGUUGUCAAAAGACAACCAGAGCCUGAAGCGCAAGAUUCGCGAUCUGGAAAAGCAAGUCAAGGACCACCAAUCCGACAAGGACUCCAUGGUCAAUCAUGACCCCGAAGCGUCGGAAGAUGGCGACCGUGAAUCGGCGCAAGAUGAAGAAAUUAUCUUCCUGCGCGAACGAGUUGAUACAUACGAGCUUGAGAUUGAGCGUAUGAGAUCCGAGUCCAUCGCACGGGAGAGCGAAAAGCGCCGGUUGGCCGAGAUGGUCAAAUCACUGACCGACAACCGUGCCGGGGAGUCUGAAGCGGGUGCUCGAGAGGAGCGAGACAUGUGGAAAGACAUACUCGACGCAGAGACAUCAGCGCGCGAACAAGCCGAGGAGGAGAAUCGGCGGCUUCGAGACGAAUCCAUUCGUCUACGCAGCGAGAUGUACAGGUCAGACCACAACGCUGACCGCGGCGCUGCCAGCACUCUUGUUGUAGAGCUAGGCCUCCUCAAGCAAGAAAACGCAGAACUGAGGAAAGAAGUCAGCGCUCAGACUUCUAUGCUUACAUCUCGGAACCGAGAGAAGGAGCGUCUGUACCAGGAGAUCGAAGAGCUGAAGCUUGGGGAGCGUCGUCACCCCCGGUCGAUGACGGGAGAUAGCAUCUUUGACCGCUCUGUCUCGCGCGCUCAUAUCAGACCGUCCUCUCAGGCAAGUGAUGGGGCGAUCUCGCGAAGCGACAUGGAUCGUGAUGAGUUAGAGGCAAGAAAUGGACAGCUACGGGAUAUGGUGGCGACUCUCAAGCUUGACAACCAGGCCAUUCGAGCCCAGCUCGAGGAAUACAUGGCCGAACUCGAAGCGCUCGACAAGGCUUAUCAAGCCGAUGUUGAUCAAGCCGAGGAGGAGAUCCUCGGUGCGCAGCAAGAACGAGACCAGGCCUUGCAUAUGGCUGAUGAGCGCGAUGCUGCUUUCCAAGACUUGCGGGCCGAGGCACAGGAAGAGCUGGAUACGCUUGGUGACGAGCUCGACCAGAAGGUCAUGGAGUGUCAGCGCUUGAACGAGGAAUUGAAGAAUCAAGACGAAAAUCUCAAGAUUCUCCAAGGCGAGAUGAGGUCUGCCAGCGAGGGCAUCAUCCGUCUGGAAGAGGAUGCUCAGAACAAUCUGUCUGCGUACAAGUCUGUGCAGCAAGAGCUCAUGGAGACCAACCAGGAGAUGGAGUCUGUAGAGAAGAGUCUGUUCGAAGCCAACACGAAGGUGCAACGAUUAACUGUUCAAAUUGAGUCGAGUCAGAACGAGAUUGCUUUCCUCCGUGAAGAGCAGGACGGCGACAAGAUCCGCAUCGGGGAUCUGGAGUCUGAUUUGAAGAACUACCAUACCAGCCUCGUGAGUGAGAAAGAAAAGGCCAGGGAGCUGGAGCAACGAUUGGCGGAUGAGCGGCACCAACGCGAGGUGGUUGGAAGCAAGGAGAAGCAAGAUGUCCAGCGCAUUAUGAAUGAGUUGAACCGUGAGGCCUCGGCUUCCAAGGAGGAAGUCCGACGUCUGAAGAAGAGUCUCUCGGCCCAGGAAGUCGAGACCUCCACCUGGCGAGAGCGACUGAUGGACCUGGAGAACAACCUUCGGGAGACUCUGGGUGAUCUCAGCGGCAGCCGGUCCAGUUUGAUCACCAAUAUUAUGAAGUUGCAAAAGGAGCUCGAGUCGACCGCGCUCGAGCUGGAGAGCAUUCGCUCGCAGCUAGACGAGAAAGAGACGCUUCUCCGCAACCGUGACGCCCUACUCGAAAGCCACGGGCUAGAGUCCCGCAAGCUCUCCGAACUGCUCGAUCGGGAGCGACACGCGCGUCGUGCGGACAAGCAGUCAUUCGAGUCAUCCCUCAAAUCCCACCAGCAGGCAUCGCGGACCAUCACCCAGAGUAACUCGCGUAUCACUGAUCUGGAGAAGGCGCGCACCGAGGACCGCAAGCGAUAUGCUUCCUUGGAGCAGCAGUUCAAGGACCAGCUUAGUGAGCGAAACACCUUGUUCCUGUCCAUUUGGUCCAGAUUGUCGAGCCUUUGCGGACCGGACUGGGCGCACUCCAACAGCCUGAUCAACGGCAAUCUCCCCAGUCAAGAAGUCAUUGGCAACAUGCUAUUCUGGCCAGGCUUCAGCCGCAAUCUGAUCCUUGCCAUGAAGACGGUUGAGACCGUCAUGGCAGGGUUCAAGAACCGCAUCAAGAGCGUUGAUCACGAGUUGACCAAGCGAUACCACACACUUGAAAUCUCAUACAAUGGGCGCAUCAAGAAGCUCGAGCGCCUCGAAGAGGCUGUCAGGAACAUGCGACCUGUCCGCGGACAGUCGAGUUCGUCGCCAGAGAUGUCUAAACUGCGCGGCGAGAAUCGGCUUCUGAAGGCAGAGCUGAACCUGCUCCAAUCCAACUCGCGUGGACAUGGAUCCGCAUCUGCAGCGGCCGCGGCAGUCAUGAGCUCCGCGCCCCGUUCUCCCUCCCUGACCUCCACAGCGGAGUCAGAACGAUCGCGCCCUGUUUCUACCACUGGUUCGGAACGGCCUCGCCCCGAAAAGGGACACGCUCGCAGUGCCACUGGCCUCCCGGUCCCCUCGCAUUCCUCGACAAGUACGUUGACCAACAAUGUCGGGGCGAUGAUCCCGCGCACCCGCAGCUCUCACAGCGGGUUCGACGGCCAAGAUGAGAAAUGGCACCACCGGCUGCACGAGUUGGAGAAGCGAUUGAAGUCGGAGCGUGAAGGCCGUCUCCUGGAUCGUAGCGGUGCCCGCAAGCGACUCGAGGAGCGCGAUGCAGAGAAUCAAAGACUUCGCGACCAGCUUCUCCGAGAGCGCACGCGUCGUGGACCUUCCGGUACCAUCACCGAUGGCAGUCGCAGUCGCCCGCCCAUCUCGGACGAGGCCCCUAGUUCCAGUGAAGGUGAAGGCAUCACCGUGGAGGUCGAAGUGUGA